CUAAACUUGCCUUCUUUUUUUCCUGUGAAAUAACCCCUCUGGGCAAAGUAAAUAUAUUUUCCAGAUUCUCUUUAUUAUCAGCUAAGAAGAAUGAUAGAAACUGAUUCAAAUACUAAUCUCAGCUAGAACAGAACUUUUGUAUGUGCAAGUCUCCUUGGUUUAAUGGAUCUACUAUAUUUGGAACUAACAAUUAAAUGUAGCGCCAGGAAUCUUAAGAGGUUAAAACAGCACAUUCCAGUACAGUGUGCAAGAAAACAUUUCCUUCAUAUCCAUUUUCUUCAAACUGAGGCAAAUGUCCUAAAUCAGUGAGACACCAUUCCAAACAGGCAGAUCAUUUCUCAACAGGAUUGUUGUGGUUAAUGUAAAACUGAGUUGUAACUUAAGAUGCUUCCCUUCCUCCAACUGAUUUGUGAUGAUAUAUAUUAUGUUUUAUUGCAGAGUUUUGUGCGGGUUGUAAAGUUGGGGGCAAGGAAACAGUGUGGGAAUAUACAGUUGUUUUUCUCUAACAACUAACACUUCCAUCAGGAAGGGUUUUCAAAGAAACCGUCAAAUUGGUGUGCAGAUGUACAGCCAACUGCUCUGGGUGGAAAAGAACAAGAGAAAUGUUUUAGAUUCCAAUCUGUCCUUGCGAAAUGCUUGCCUGCCAGUUGCAUAGGCUUUCCAGGACCACAGCCAGAAGAGCAGGGAGUUUCCCAAUAGCGCUGCCCAUAUUGCAACUAUUAGCAUGGGCUGUUUUUGAUUUUUGGAAGGAGGACAGAAACUGUGAAUAAUUCAUUGGACUGAAGGCUGAAAUAUGGACAAACAAAUUUUGUCCGCACCCUAGAAAGCCAUUUCUCAGGACUCACAUAAUUUGAUUUCCUUAAAGUUAAGAUAUGGCCACAAUUUCAAACACUUUUUUAAAAGAGUCAACCUUUUAAGAGGAAAGGAUUAUAAUUAUGUAUGUAUUUUAUAGAAAUAUGUUUUAAUAUGUGUAUUCUGUGGUGUGUUUUUAAAUGAUUAUAUGUUUUGAUUAUGUGUUUUAGCAAUGAUGUAACCAGCCCUGAGCCAUGAGAAGAGUAGCAGCCUGGCAGCCAAUAUGUAGAUCUCAUUCAUCGAGAAGAAGAAGAGGAAGGGUUCUUUCGGGCGGAAGUUGGCUGGGUGGCUUCACGGAGGCGGGUCAACGUCCGGGUCACAGGAUCUUGACUGGUUCUUUCAUGGCUGACCUUCCAAGGUAUAGAUUUGACUGCAAUCGACAUUAUGGUGAGUGGGGCACUGGAUCCUCUGUUAUGGAGUCUUUUGAUAGUGCAUCAAAGCAUAGCUACAUUGGCAGUUUUCUUCAACCUCCAGUUAAUAUAAGAUCUGGCCUUGAGUUAAAGAAGAAAACUAUUCCAAAAGACAUUCCUGCACCGAACAACCAAGCUCUAGUGACAGCCCUCAGGACUCUACAAGAAAAGAUCCACCGCCUUGAACUGGAACGGUCCCAGGCUGAAGAUGACUUGAAUGCCCUGUCCAGAGAAGCUGCCCAAUACAAAAGAGCCAUGCAGCAUGAAUCAAAUGAAAAGGAUAAAACACACGGAAAAGUGAUGCAAGAGAGGAAAGAUGUGAGCAUUCAGUUAGGGGCAGCGCAAACACGUUGCUCCUUGCUGGAAAAACAACUAGAUUACAUGAGGAGAAUGGUGGUCAGCGCAGAGUUGGAAAAGAAGCAGGUGCUGGAGCAGCAAAUCCAGCUUCAGAAGGAAAAGGACCAGGAUCAAGUGGAGUUAUGUGCAAAACUCGACAAGCUUGAAAUCCUGGAAAAAGAAUGCUGGAGACUUACUAGCACUCAGAAAACGGCAGAAGAAAAGAUCAAACACUUGGAGCAGAAGCUUCAGGAAGAGCAACAUCAGCGUAAGCUAAUACAAGAUAAAGCAGCGCAGCUGCAAACAGGACUUGAAAUGAACAGAAUUCUCUUGUCUUCAAUUUCGCCACAAAAAGAUACAAAAAAGAAGUGCAAGAAGAAGAAAGUUGUAAAGAAUAAUCCAGAUUCGCCGAAAACCCAUGGCUCACAGCCAUCACCACAGACUGGAGUGCUACCUUUCGUUGCCGGGAAGUCUGCCAGCUCAAGUCACUCUGUUGUUGCAAAUGUUCAAAGUGUCCUGCAUAUGAUGAAAUAUCGUAGUCCAUGCGUGACUUCACAUUAUUCCGAACAAGCUGAAAAGAGGGUUUCAAGGAGGGCUGUUCUGGGCAGACCAUCAUCUUGCACCACAUCUUCUUCAGCGACAGACAGUCUUUCUGAUCUUCUCUUGGUCAUGCAAGAUGAGCUGGGACAAAUGAGCUUUGAACAUCAAGAAUUGUUAAAGCAAAUACAAGAAACCCAAGAUCAAGACAUGCGGGAAGACUUGGAACGUGAACUGGAUUGUCUUGUAAAGCAUAUGGAAAUCAAAGGAGAACAAAUUUCAAAGCUGAAAAAACACCAAGAACAUGUUUUCAAGAUGAGGCGGAGUGCUCAAAAGCUGAAGAGAAAAGUAGCUAAUGCUGCAUCAAACUCAGAUGAAUUAAAAGGAACCAAAAAGACGGCUGUCACUUUAAGACUUGGAGCCCGCAGUUCUUGUUCUGUAAAUAGGAAUACAAGUUCUCUUCAGCUCUUAAAAUGUGCUCAGAAGCUUCAGUCAGUAUUGAAGAAAGAUGAUAUCGUGUGGGAACCAUAGCGCUGGAAACUGUAUUCACUGCAGACUGUUGACUGGGAAUUGAUUGUUGAAGUUUGACUCAACCAGAUCGCUGGUUGACUCAUUAGAGUACCAAUUAAACUAUAAGAUGAAUAUAGUUUAAAAUAUAGUUGUGAUUAUUUUAAUGAUAUGUGUCCACCACUUUUAAUUAAAGAACCUAUCAAUUGA
Molecule: messenger RNA, 2852 nt
Organism: Anolis carolinensis (green anole)
Lineage: Eukaryota; Metazoa; Chordata; Lepidosauria; Squamata; Anolidae
Gene: cep57l1
Product: centrosomal protein 57 like 1
Exons: 14
Coding region: 1047-2666 (539 amino acids)
Cellular component (GO): centrosome
Molecular function (GO): gamma-tubulin binding; identical protein binding; microtubule binding
Source: RefSeq, a predicted model, not a curated record